This is a messenger RNA of Polypterus senegalus (gray bichir), 2654 nucleotides long. It is a transcript of the gene dusp2, whose product is annotated as dual specificity phosphatase 2. Gene Ontology annotation, biological process: negative regulation of MAPK cascade; protein dephosphorylation; endoderm formation. The transcript is spliced from 4 exons. Gene Ontology annotation, molecular function: protein tyrosine/threonine phosphatase activity; MAP kinase tyrosine/serine/threonine phosphatase activity. Lineage: Eukaryota; Metazoa; Chordata; Cladistia; Polypteriformes; Polypteridae. The coding region runs from base 418 to 1359 and encodes 313 amino acids. Gene Ontology annotation, cellular component: nucleus; cytoplasm. The record is from RefSeq and is a predicted model, not a curated record.
AAAACAGUAGAACUCUGGCACUUAGUGACGUCAAUACCCUUAUGCAGAGAGUUGAGUUACCCUCAAUGGGCAUAUAUGGAGUUCCGUGGAUGCGUGUUCUCUCCUUAUUUGGACAGGGGCGGGCGUAUCCGGGCAAAAGCUCUUAAAAGGAGAGAAUUAUACUCUGAUCUGAUUUAGAUCCUCAAGGAAACAAAAGAACCUAUACGAAUAGCAUGACAUUUUUUAAAUAAUCAGAGGCGUCAUUUGAAGCUCUUCCAAUUUAAGAUUUUAUUUUGAAAAGUGACAAUAUACUAUUUCUAAAAGUAACAUAAUUUCAAAGCUUUAAAGUAGCAGUAUUUAUAUCGUGUCUUUUUGAAACUAGAAAUAUUUUCUUAGCGCUUUCGUCUUUUUGAAUCACAAUCAAAUAUUUACGCAGGGAUGGGGGUUUUGGACGUAAUAGAAGUUGACAGCUCUGAGCUGGCCCAGCUCAUUAAAGGCGAGCCGAACUGUUUGGUUCUGGACUGCAGACCCUUCCUUUCUUUCUCUCGGGUCCAGAUUAAGGAAUCCCGAAAUGUAACCUGGAAUUCAGUGAUGCGUCGACGCUCCAAAAGCUCAGCGGUCAGUUUGGAGUGGCUAGUGACUGACAAAACGCUUCUCACGCGGCUGCGGGACGGAGAACUGUCCCCUGUGGUGGUGCUGGAUGAAGACACCCGCUCCGCCGCAGACCUCAAAGCCGACAGCCUCGUUGGGAUGCUGCUAAACGCUUUGGCCAAUGAAGUCCAACAAGGGACAACGCAGAUCUGCUUUCUGAAAGGUGGAUUCGAAAGAUUCUCAGCUGUGUGCUCUGAGCUCUGUUCGCAGUUCGCAGGUCUCAACUUCUCCGGCGCCGCAGUACGAGACUCGGACUCAGUCCUCACAGGAAGAACGACUCCGCUCUAUGAUCAGGGUGGUCCAGUAGAAAUCCUGCCUUUUCUUUUUCUGGGCAGUGCCCACCAUUCUUCUCACCGGGAGGCACUGAGGUCCCUUCGGAUCACUGCGGUAUUGAAUGUAUCUUCCUCCUGUCCUAAUCUGUUUGAGAAUGAACUCCAGUACAAAUGUAUUCCAGUAGAGGACAGUCAAGCGGCAGACAUCAGUUCAUGGUUUGCAGAGGCCAUUGAAUUUAUUGAUUCUGUGAAGAACAAUGGUGGUCGUGUGCUGGUCCAUUGCCAGGCUGGCAUUUCCCGAUCCGCCACCAUCUGUUUGGCUUAUCUGAUUCAGUCCUGGAGGGUCCGCCUGGAUGAGGCCUUUGACUUUGUGAAGCAGCGUCGUGGGGUCAUCUCCCCAAAUCUUGGUUUUAUGGGUCAGUUAUUGCAGUUUGAGACGGACGUGCUUUGUCACUGAUAUUUUAACUUUGUUAACAAGAAGAAGAACAGAAUCACUGCCCUCCAAAGCCUUUAGAAAAUAUCUCUUCAGCCAUCAUGGAAACGAAGACUUUGCAUGUUCAGAUUCUUGCAGGUUUCUUGCUGGAUCAAGAAACGAUAAAGCUGGAUCAGUGCACAGGCUAGUGGAAACUUGACUUCACGAUAAACUGGAAAAACACACAUCUGCCUGCACACAUGCGUUGUAACCCACUUCCGGCGGAUACGAAGCUUCACUCGUGCUGAGGAGUUUUGUUUUUUUUUUUGUCACAUUACAGCAGCAUAAUAAUGAACAAUGCACUAUUUAAAAAUAUGUUAUGAAACUGUCUACUGAUAGGAAUAUUUAUUAAAGCAAUAUACUGAAGAAAAAAAAAGGAUAAAAUACCAAGUUAUGUUGUAUGAGCUCAGGAAAGGAGACGUGAAGAUGCAUUUCAGGGAUGGACUGCACUUUGUUUUGAGUUUACAUGUGCUACUUUGCACAUACGUUUGUCCCACAAAGAUGAAUACGUGGCCUGCAGAUAUUCAAGUGUGGUGUGAUUUUCACAAACUUUAUAUAAAAAGUUGACAAGCAUGUCCUACCGCCCUUGACGGGUGCUGCUACGUUUGACUCUCUCCCACUACUUACUGUAACUCUGGAGACCAUACUGUCUACAAUAAUCCACUUUAAGGUAAAGCAAUACCCAGCUGAACAGUCUGAGAAACGUCUCCAAGAACAUGCAAUAAAGCCGAGCACUUUUAAACUCAGUGAUACCCUCUAGCCAUACGAUUAUCUUAGCGUCAGUUCAGCCAGAAACACAUAAUAUGUAUGUAUGAGAGGACAGAAAUUGGUUUAUUAUCUGUUCACAUUUUUCAUUUAAGAUGUUUACUGGCAUUUCUGAAAUGUCUAAUCGAUAAUUGGUACAAUGAUGGUGAGUGAGAUUAGUUUUCACUCAGACGUCUACUUCAUCACAGUUUAAUGAAUGCUACUAGUUGGCAUUUUUUCUCAGUGGUGGCAUUGUCAUUAAUAAGUGUGCUACAGAAUUGAUGUUAGUGACAGCAUUCUGCGCUUCUAGAUUCAUUUUAGAUAGAGCAAGUCAUGCUGAAACCUACAGAAUGUUUCAUCGGAUGACAGUAAUGCUGCCUAGUAUUGAUCCCUCUGCCAUCUUGCCUGUCAUGCUAUAUGCAUUUGGACAUUCAUCUUCACUCUUCUCUGUAUGUCUACAUUGAACUUUUGUUAUUGCCUAUUCAUUUUUUACUAUUAUUUUUAUUAUAUUGCACUUUAUAUUUAUAAAUAAAACU